CGAGAAAAGUCGCAGGGAGCAAUGCUUCCGGGGCACUAGUAUUGUGGUUUACCAUAGUUACAGGCGGUUGCUAUAGGGACAGGUUGCCUGCCAUAGUGGGACAGUGUAGUGCACUGGAGGCGGCUGAGACAGGAGGAAGACGUCAGUCACCUGAGGCGCCGUUUUUUUUUUAGUCGAUGAAGAAUGUGAAUAAGACUCUUUUCAAAGCCAUAGUGAUUCAUAUAACAACAGUGAACUGACCACCUGUCUUAUUCGUGAAGGAAUCACCACGUACCAUGCCAAAGCCUACUACAAGGAAAGAUCAUCAGUAUUAUUUUACCAGCAGACCACCCAUCCGGCCAUAUAUAUGUUCAACACCAAGAGAUUUUCUAGAAGAGAGAAGCUAUUUGGCUGAAGCAAUAUUCCCUCAGCUUGACCAUCUCUGUUUCACAAGAGGGACUUCAUUUCAACCCAUUGAUCUCAAUUGGCCAAAAGAAAAUAGAUCUGAUAAUGUGGAUUUCAAGUCACAUGUGCAUCAUCAUAUAACACGCGAGCAAUUAAAGCUGAGUUUGGAUCAUAUUAACAGUUCGGCCCCCUUUCUUAUAUGUAUACUUGGUCAUACCUAUGGGGACUGUGUGCAAGAGAGCCAGACCCAAGUAUCCUCUGAUUCUGCUGCUGAUGGUUUAUCAGACGUAGAGCAGAAUCUUCUAGUGGCAGCUAAUGGGGGCUACCCUUGGGUCUUAGAGGGAAGUAACAAGUCUUGUAGCUUCACAGAACUUGAGGUCAUUCAAGCUUUACUUUUGCAGGAUACUCGGUCUCAGUACUUCUACUUUAGAGACUAUCAGUAUCUAGAAGAUAAAUUACAGCAGGCUAAUGACAAGUGGAGUGUCCUAUCAUCUUUUGCAAGUGAAAAUGAAGUGGAAGAACUGAAGAUAUGGGAACUUAAGGUCAGCAUUGUGGACAGAGGAUUACCUGUGAGGUUUUUCAAGACAAAAGAAGAUCUUGGGACUCUGGUUCUUAGAGACUGGUGUGAUGUCAUUGAGAAACUAUAUCCCCUCAGCACCACACCUGUAAAUAUAGGUCAUGAACACAACCUUGCACAAGCCUACCACCAAGCAUACGCUGAACGUCUUUGCAAAGAGUUUGUGGCCUCACAAGGGUUAAACAAGCUCUUCACGGUUUUGGAUACGUUUGCAUGUGGGCACCUGACAAAUGAACAGACAGAUAGUGCCAGUGCAUCUUCAAGGUUGGAAACUGAGAAGUCCAUUCUGUUACUGCAUGGAGCCAGGGGCUGUGGAAAGUCAACAGCAGUGGCCCAAUGGCUGCGCUCAUUUAGAAGAUACAGCCCCAAUGUUUCAGUAAUCUCUUAUUUUGUGGGAAGUAGUGGACGAAGCGAUGACAUCUUGAGCUUCAUGCGACAUUGCAUCAUUUUGCUACAGUGUGAUUAUUUUGGUAUCCAGGUGGAUGAUUUUUAUUCCAGUGAGAACAUUAAGGACUUGUGGGAAUUCCCACUGCUUGUGGAGGCUUUCCUGGCAUCUGUUGCCCUAAAACCGUGUGUCCUUAUUCUGGAUGGAGUGGAUGAGCUAUCGGGAAUUCAUGGUGUAAAUGCACAGCAGGCAAAAGGGUUUGAUUGGCUUCCUUCCAAAUUACCCCAUUAUUGCAAAAUGAUUAUGACAGUCAGGAAUUCCCACCUGUCCUACAAAUGUUUGAUGUCACGUUCAGAUGUCCAGAUAGAAGAGUUGGAAAUUCAAUCAGAUAAAAAUGAACGCUUGUGCAUCUUCCGCAAGCACUUAGCAAUGCCAAGCCGAGAAGUGCCACCUUGUCUGAUGGAGAGCUUUGAAAACAAGAAAAGGAAAAUCAGCCCUCUUCAGCUGGCAGUCCUGGCUAGUGAGCUCCGUAUUUGCCCUGAUGUGGCCUACUGCAUUGACAGUCCUUUGGAAACCUUGUCCACAGAACAGCUAUGGUGGCUUCUCAUAAAGCACUGGGUUAAGCACUAUAGUUGGCCUUGUGAAUGGAAAAGGAAGAGUAAGACACCCAAGUCUGCUUUUGGCAGUGACAUUCAUAAUUCAGGGUGGGUAGUAGAUGUCUUGAGCUUGCUUACCACCUCAUACUGUGGCUUACAUGAAGAUGACAUUCUCCAGUUGCUGAAAAGAAUAGGGUAUGAAAACCAGUAUGAAGUAACCCCACUACACUGGGCAGCCUUUCGGUUAGCAACUUCAAAAUGGAUUUGGGAAAAACCAGAUGGAUUGCUACAGAUUCGCCACCAAUCCUUUAUUGAUGCUAUUGUCCAUUUACUAUUUGGUGUCGCCAUACCAGUUGGUGAAUGCCUGGAUUCUACUUUUCAGAACACCGUCAGUCGUAAAAGAAAACAUUUUCAUCACUGUCUUCUCAAGUACUUCCAGCAAACAGAAUUUUCUCGGCAGGUGUAUGAAGAAGUCCCUUGGCACCUGAAGAUGACUAGCAGGCUCAUUGAUUUGUACAGGUUUCUAUUAAAUCAAAGGACAUUAGACUUGAUCUGUAGAAACAUGAAGCAUGGAUGUCAAAUGAAAAUGGAUCUUCUUCUCUACUGGCAAAUGCUGUUAUAUUCAGGAAAGGAUCCAGCAACGGAAUGUCAAACAUUGCUACACAAUAUAACAGGGAAUGCUGCUGAUUUGACUUUAUGCAGAGUGAUCUUAUUUGCUGCACAGUGCCUCAAGGAUAUUGGGAAGACCAAAGAAGCUGGCUUAAUACUCUCAUCUAUCGAACGUCAUCUGGAAGCAGCAGAAAGCAGAAACAAUAAGGUACUGAUGUGGAGACAAAAAAUUUCUGGAGAUCUUUAUCGAGACAUUGGUUCCAGGCAAGAAGCAAUUAUUUAUUAUGAAAAGGCGCUGGAUAACCUUCAAGGUCUUAUCAAGAAUAAUUUACAGAUUAAUUACAAACUGCUGAAACUCCAAGAUAGGCUAUUGUGUUUGAAAGCAACAUUGGAAGCCCAAAUAUGCUAUGAACAGCAAAGUCAGAUACUUGAAAAUCCUAUUCAACAGCUCGACCCACGCACACUAGGGCCGUACGAACAAGCUGCACUGAAACUUUGGCAGGGUCUUUACAAAUUUAGUAUUGGUGAUAUUUCUGAAUCGGAAAAAUGUCUUAUUGAGAGUUUGGAUAUCAGACACAAGCUUUACGGCAAGAAUCACAUCCUGUGUGGAGAAACCCAGGAGUACAUAGCGGACAUACAGAGUCACCCAGGAUCCAGUAACUACUCUCAAAGGCAACAUGCAAUCGAAAACUACACAAAUGUUAUAAAAAUCAAAGAGGAGACUGAAAAAUACUCUCCAUCCCCAGAGAGGAGACAGUAUCUCAGGUUAAGUCUCAGCAACACAUUAGUGAAAUCAGGAAAGCUACUUUCAUAUGAUAGUUUAGGAAGCAGGAAAGAGUCUGUUGAAAUGCUUAAAAGAUCCCUGGACCUCAGAACCAGCAUUGUUGGCAUAGAUCACCCUUUGACCUAUGAAGUUCAACUUUGUCUGAAAGAAUUAAACCGUAGACCCCACUGGAGCAGCAAAGUGCCUGGAUUGCUGGAGGAUGAUAAGCAGCCUCCACAGAGGAAAUCAUAUAGUGCUCAACCAAGAAGACACCAUAGUAAUUCUGACUACAGCAGAAUGUCCCCAGAGGCUUUACAUUUCUCAUUUGGAAGUAGAUCAGAUCACUCUUUAGUAAUGUCCGGUAGCAGACUAGAACCCAUGACUGGUGCACGUCUUCUCAAGAACCCUAACAUGCAUUGUAAUCAAGAGGACCAGUUAAUACAGGAGCAAAACAAUGAUUCGGAAGCAGUCUCUGUGUUUCCCCUAUCACAGUUUAAAAAAAGGCCUGUAUCAGUAACAAGCUGCUUGACACAUAGCCUCUGUUCUCGUCCAGGGAGUGCUUGUCAGACCUCUAUGUCAGGUCCCCACAGUGAUCUUCUGUCUUUAGUUCCUUUCAGGAGAUCAUCAGCAAAAUCUGAACAUUGUAAAAUAGUUCAUAAAUCUGCUUGGUACCACAUUCCUGGACGUUAUCCAACACCGCAAACUUCUUUUCCACCCAAGAGACAUCAGGUCCGUAAAGACAUCUAAUCAUGCUAUGGGGUUUUCCAGUGUGGCAGAAAUGUCAUUUGCAGGUUGA
Molecule: messenger RNA, 4110 nt
Organism: Bufo bufo (common toad)
Lineage: Eukaryota; Metazoa; Chordata; Amphibia; Anura; Bufonidae
Product: putative tetratricopeptide repeat protein 41
Exons: 17
Coding region: 276-4061 (1261 amino acids)
Cellular component (GO): Cul4-RING E3 ubiquitin ligase complex
Molecular function (GO): protein binding
Source: RefSeq, a predicted model, not a curated record